Molecule: messenger RNA, 5954 nt
Organism: Mercenaria mercenaria
Lineage: Eukaryota; Metazoa; Mollusca; Bivalvia; Venerida; Veneridae
Product: protein unc-79 homolog
Exons: 40
Coding region: 409-5910 (1833 amino acids)
Molecular function (GO): protein binding
Source: RefSeq, a predicted model, not a curated record
AUUUUGUUGAUCUUGUGUACAAGUGAAAUAAUUUCUAAAGUAAUUUUGUUCCAAAUCUCCAUACUAGAAUGCCAAAAUCUGCUUCAGAUAAUUUGUUCUUAAAAGUUUACACAUAUUAACCUUUACCAGGUGUUAAAUUUCUAUAAUGAACUUGUCCAUUUUCCAAUUUGGACAGUACCAUUAACUGUUUGAAGUGGUGCUUACAAGAAAGAUGACUGGCUGAAUCGCAAACAGUACAGACCAUGAUCAGACUGCAUGGAUGUACAGGCUGAUCAUGAUGUACACUGGUCGCAAAGACAGAACCAAUCAUGUCCAGCAUGAAACUUCAGUCAAGAAAUCUCCAGGUUUUGCAUUGUUGAAAAAGGGCAUAUAAUGUGUAAAUGACAGAAUACAGGAAAACAUACAAACAUGACUUCUCAUCCACUUACUACACAUGCAGUAACAUUCACAUCAAAGAUCAGGAAUCUACGAGAUUAUCACCACAGUGUAUCAAACAAUCUGACCCCACAACCAACUGGUGUAGAUAUUGCCAACACCUUGAAAUACUUUUCACAAACACUUCUUAGUAUUCUGAAAGAUGUACCAAACAUACCAGCUGAGAGCUAUGGUCCAGGACAGAGAGACAGUGUUCGUCUGUCCGUGUUUCCUAAUAACAACUAUGCUGGGUUAUACAAGGCUGCACUGAAUAUGAUAGACCUGGUUCCUGUCAUUCAAAUUGGACAGUUAGAGCUGGGUGAAGCAGUUCUUAAUGUUCUUGGCUGUCUGGUGCCAUUUCUGGAGAGUGAUCUGCUGGAUUCUCUCCCUUACACAGUGGCCUCGACCUUGGCAAUAUUUCCACCAACUUUACACAAGGACACAAUUGAUUUACUCUGCAGCAACUUACUGCCUAUGACACUUGGUUUUGACGGGUGUGCUGAGCCAACGUAUGCCAGUGAAUCAGCUGCUGCUAUAAUAACCAUGGUGUUUCAACAUACAGACAAUGGAUCUUACCAUUCCCAGAUCCUGGAGUGUUUUAUGAGUUUAAAGAAAGACAUUAUAAAGGAUGUUCUGAGCAUCAUAGCUUAUGGGCCGCCAUCUGCGCGAGCCCCAGCUGCCAACCUACUGUUCUAUUAUUGGCCACAGCUAAAUCCAUCUCUGUCAGACAGAAGGGGCAUCCAUUAUAAAUACAGUGCAUGGCCUCCAGUUUUGUGUCAAAGAGAAGAUUGUGUCAAUUCAGGCAAAUGUCAGGCUGUCAAGAUGUGCUUGAACCCAUCUUUAGCGAUCCAGUCGAGGGACAAGCCACCGCCCCUGUAUAUCUGUAGUGACUGUGCGGAGGUGUUAAAGAAGGAACACAGUGACUACAUGAUGGAUAUCCUCCUACCAAUGUCGCAUGUAUCACAGAAAUGUGAAAAUAAGAGUUGUAAAUCCAUCCGGACCAAUACAGCAAUCUCAACAUGCUUCUCAAUAGAGUGUGCGAGUGUGAAUGGAAACCGACCGAUACGUUAUUGCAACAACUGUAAUAGAGAACGCCAUGGUAACAAGAAUGGUGAAGGUCAUGUGUAUCAUCAGAGUAUAGAGCUGAUCUGGUCAUGUACACCAGAGAUACAGAGAUAUCUCAUGGAUGCUAUAAUUGCAUUACUGAAAGAGGCACAGCCAUUAGAAUCAAAGCGUACAGUGGAGAUGGGAGAGGAGCAUAGACAUCGCCAUGGUGAUGAUGAUGUUCUGUUUGAGGUGGAGGAGGCGGGAGAGAGGAAAAUGUUGAGUCGCUAUGGUAUCUGGCUACUGGUAGAAUUGUGCACACCAAAAGAAGAUAUUCCUAUAGAAAUCCUUGGUCGUUUACUUGGUAUGCUGUUCCAGUGGUUUGAUGCAACAGCCUAUCUCCCUGAUGAUAAUGUUGGCAAUGCCUUGGAAAGAUUAAAGCCAGAUUAUAUCUGUAAAUGGCUGAAAGACGUAAACAAGACUCAUUUUGAAGUUGUGGUGUCAUGUCUGUUACCCCACCCAGUGGAAUAUGCUAGAGUUGGAGGUUUCUGGGAUACAUUAGCUACAAGAACAACUCAGAUAAAGGAAGGUCUUAAUUGCUUCUUUUGUUUGGUGCCAUAUGAUAUCAUCUCUUAUCAGAUAUGGGACUAUGUUAUACCAUACUGGAUGGAAGCAAUCAGAACUGAGGUGCCCACAGAGGACCUUCAUCUCUUGAAAGUACUUCUCAGUAAAGCAUUUGACAUAGACAUGUGUCCACUGCCAUUUAUGUUGGACAAGAUGUAUCAUUUUGUAGAGGUGAGAUUUGCUGAUGCCAGUGCAUAUGUACAGGAACAGGCCUUACAGUGGCUACAGAUUUUAUCCGGUCUGGAGAUUGUAAUUCCCCUACAUACCUUGUUCUGUAUGGUGAAGCUGGGUAUAAAACAUCUGCAGAUGAUAGACAUGGAUCAUGAAACAGCAGCUCCAGAACCCAACUUGGCUAGGGCUUCACCUACAGGGGACAUACCACCUCCGCUGAGCCCAAACAAAGAAGACCCAGUGGUAGUGGAAAGUUUUGAGAUAUAUGAGAGAGAGACAGAAAUUAUUCUGCCAUGCUAUAUCAUGAUGCUGGAUCUAGCACUGAAACAACUUGAAUUACAAGAAAGCCCAAGACAUCUAGGUAUCUAUAAUGAGACCAGUAAAGAGCUCAUGUCUCUGUUAACACUGAUGUUAUCAAAGCACUGGGACGGUACUCACACCUGUGUCGAGGAGAAGGAAACUGUCAAUUGUCAGUUUUGUCAGAAUAUAGCACUCUGGCACCAGAUGGCAAGUUCUGUAAUGCAGAUGUUCAGCCCUAGAGACCCGUGUAAGAUACCCAGCAAAGACAUUCCUAGAGUAGAGGAUCUACAAGGGUCUGUGGCUGCAAGCAAGGAUUCUUCAUCAAGUGGUGAAACAAGAGAUGUUUGUGGAAGUUUAGAGAUUCCUGACGUGAGUUACGACACAUCACAGAUGCCAGUUCAUCUCCGGUUGUUUAACGCUUUAGUACAGGAAUUUACCACAUUGAAGGAUAUAGAUGCUCUACACUCAUUGCUGUUGUCAAUGAAAUACCUGAUAUUGCAUGGUGAAUGUCUGAACUACUCUGUGAACCAGUACCCAGAAUUUCUCAAGUUUUGUCUUGCAAGAAAACUUAUACCAAAUUUAUGGCAUAAGUUACAAGCUAAGCAUUCCCAGGUUGCCUACGAAUGUGUACCCCUAUUGUUACAUUGUCUAACACUGCCAACUGGCGCAGAUAUGUUGUGGAAAAUUGUGGAGGAAAAUUUUAGUAGUGAUGAUUGGAAAGAAAGAUUUGCUGCAGUUGAAAAAGCCACUGUGCUAGCAAGAUUUAUGGAGAAUGAAUCGGUGAUGCAUAACAAAACAAUAAAAACAGCAUUUGCCCACAUCUUCUGUCUGCUGCUGGGAUCACUGGAGGAUAUAAAUGCUGCUGUCAGCCAGAGAACUAUACAGUACCUGGAAACCAUCAAAGCUUCGUCCAUCAAGUGUAUCUGUCAAUGCCUGGAGUUCCAGUUUGAUGCAGUGAUCAGUGACAGAGCUAUGAUCCUACACAAUAUGCAUCUCCUCUCCAACAUCUUACCAGACCACAAUAUUCUUAGCUGGGAAUUUUUCCUUGCACGGUUUGACAGUCUCUCACUGGAGGCCCAGAUUGACUUAGAAAGUACAGGAGAUCUCUCCUACCCAACAGAAGAGUUGGCUUUGUCCAUUAAUUUCAUAGACCUCACCAGUAGUGACCGAGAGAGUGAGCAUUUCUUGAGGAAGUUGAAUCGAGCAAGGUUUGCAUUGGCACGGACAGACAGUAUACGUUCUGUGAGCAAAAGUUUAGGUGGAAAACCCCCAUACAGAAGGGCUGUGUCUGUUCCUAUACAUCUUCUCACCAAGUCACCUAUCAAAGAUAAAGACAAGGAUAAACUAUGUAUCAGACAACAGUCAGCACCACAGUUCAGAUUGAAUAGACAAGGAACAUCCAAGUUUAAUCUUGGGACUUUAACAAAUUCUGUAUUUCAAGGAGGAUAUUUGAAGGAGUUUACAGAUGAGGAGAGUAAUUUUGCAGCACUGUUACACCGAGCUAUGGACCUUGAGGGGGUUGAUAGGGAGACGGUACAUCAGCUUGUAGCACUGCUAAUGAAGUAUAUGAUCAGAUGUGAGCAGGACAAUAUACCAGAUGAAGGCCAGAAAGCUGAGAACAUAGUGUUGAGACAUUUAAAUGUGUUGCUUGGUUACAACCAGUCGGAGAAGUCUUUCAGUGUGCCACCAUAUAAACUCCGAACCUCUGCUGUGUUCAAUUCUUACUUGAGUGGAGCACCUUAUGUAUUGGAUAGGAACUUUGAACUUGGUAACAAGAUUCUUCCGAUAACAUUGCUGCUGCUACAGUAUGGACCCUCACCACAGAGAUAUGCAAGUGACUACCAACCUCCUAACUACACCCUGUGGUACCUAGAGCCUCAUACUAGACUGUCAUGGUUACAUACACUGCUGGUUAUAUUGUACAAGUACCAGAUCAGUACCUCUCCAGUAUCGGCUAUAGUCCAGACACUGGUGAGGAUUGUUGUGAACUCAAUAGAAGCCCAGCAUCACCACUGUAAGGUGCUACUUGAUGAUGCCAUGCCACCAGCUAGUCCAAACCUUCCUAGGAGCAAAGAUUCUGCAAAGAUCAAUGUGAAUGACCUUGAGAACAUACUAGAGACAGAGACCCCACCCCAAAGCCCCUCCCCUACCAAUGUGAAUGAGGAUGUAUUUAUAGAGAUGGUCCGUGACUCGGGCACCACAACUGUUAAAUACCAGAAAGCUAGCAAAGAUGAUGCCAGUAAGGAGGGGUCAUCAUCGACUGAAAAAGAGUCCUCAAAACCUGGGAGCAGGAAAAUUUCUCCAGCAUCAAUAGAACAUGUAUCAGAAACUCCAUCAAGAAAAAUAAAGCAGCGUAAACAGCAGCCUCCUCGUAAACUUGUACAUUACCUGGAGAACGAGACAGAGGACUCAUCUGAUCAGCAUAGUGAAACACAGGGUGCCACUGGGGGAAAGCCUAAAAAACCGCUGAGCGUAGAAAAGAAGAUGGCAGAACAGUUAGAGGAGUUUGAACUACAUGUCGACAGAAAACCAGGCACUGGAGUAGUACAGACAGCAUUGAGACAUGUAAGUAGUCACCAGGCAGACAUGUUGAGUAGUAAGGAAGGUACAAGUGUAUCAGAGACCAGUAAAGAUGGACUCAUGUCUGAGGAUCCAGAGAGCGCUGAGGAAAGUGAAAAAACACAGACAACAUCUGAUGCUGACUCAGUUGGUGGAUCCAGGAAAAAUUCAGUUAAAGAGCCAAAGAAAACAGGCAAAAGUGGGAUAAAGCCGAACUUCAGACAGAGGAAAUCAAGGAAGACAGGAUUAUCAACAAUAGAAUUACAGAAGAAAUUUCCUGAACUGGCUUCAGAUAGUCCUGAUACUGAUAAAUCUUCUAGAUCUGAAAACAGACGAAUGAGGAAGAUUGACCUACUUUCAAAACCACCAACAAAGAAACCUGUACCAAACCGACACAGUGAGAAUGCUAUGGUUGAACGAUGCCAGGACUGUAGUGCCAUACUGGAGCAAUACGAUGAUGAAAUCAUUGGUUUGAGUGUGGUUGUCCUGGCAACCUAUAUCCACAGAGAGCCUUCUCUAGCCACACCAAUGUUACUGGAGAGCUUAAUUGCUGUUUCAAGGAUUGCAUCCAGCAGCCCUUAUGCCUGGCAGAUGGAAACCAAUGUUAUGGUACCUGGUAACAGUUUGAGUAUAGCUCGCCAGUUUCUCAGAUGUUGUCUACAUCAGCUAGCUCCAAAUGGAAUAUUUCCUAUGCUUUUCCAGAGCGACUUUGGUGGUAUAUCCUACAGUUAUUGUAACUAUUUACAGCACUGUACAUCAGUUGGUAUCUGCAAUGGUUUUAUUUUGCACUUACAUUAAUUCACAGAGCAACAUGCCAAUUCAAAACACGCGUGAAUAUUUAU